AUGGAUCCAGCAGCACAAGCACAAGCAGAGUUGGAACAGCAACAACAACAACAACAACAACAGCAAAAGUCAAACGUCGUCGUUCAUAACAACCUCGUCUUUCUCGACACCUACCCUCACAGCCACCUGUCAACAACCGCCGACAUCAUCCCUCCAAUCGACGCCACCCCUGCAAUCGUCGCUACCGUACCAGAACCUCAGGGCCUUAUGGAUGCCACUCUAUCGACCGAUAUCCAGCCCGUCCAAGUUGCCCCCGCCGCCGGACAAACCUUGGACGAUUCUGGAGACUGCUGCUGUGACGGUGGUAGUGGCGAUGAUGGCGAUUGCUGCAUCAUCAUGUAA
Messenger RNA from Linnemannia hyalina, 342 nucleotides. The record is from the annotation of a GenBank genome assembly. Lineage: Eukaryota; Fungi; Mortierellomycota; Mortierellomycetes; Mortierellales; Mortierellaceae.